This is a messenger RNA of Myzus persicae (green peach aphid), 4420 nucleotides long. RefSeq names its product ribonuclease 3 (gene drosha). The record is from RefSeq and is a predicted model, not a curated record. Lineage: Eukaryota; Metazoa; Arthropoda; Insecta; Hemiptera; Aphididae. The transcript is spliced from 2 exons. Bases 481 to 4386 code for a protein of 1301 amino acids. Gene Ontology annotation, cellular component: nucleus. Gene Ontology annotation, biological process: primary miRNA processing; pre-miRNA processing; rRNA processing. Gene Ontology annotation, molecular function: double-stranded RNA binding; ribonuclease III activity.
UUUUCAUUUGAGAUACCACGACAUGCUAUCAAAUAUCAAUGUGAAAAUGUACGAUGGAUGAUACAUCCUUGUGUGCGGUUCUAUGAAUAAUUUGUACAUUUCUGAAUUAAUUAUCUUUAUAUUAAUUGCUACUAUCGAAUAUUCGAGUGCACCUAGCCGCCUCUAGGUAACUCGACAACUGAUAUCACAAUUCGGUGUGUCGAUUAAGCGAUUUACGAACUCCUGUUUAACAAGUACCACUUCUACAGUCAUUUCUCGACAUUUGAUUUCAUUAUUAAUAUUGUUCGAUAGUAAGUUUUUGUCAUUGGGAAUUAUCAGCUGCCUACCGCCUACGGUAUGCGUUUUAUUACGGUUCUAAUGCACAGAGUUCAUGAAUAUCGGAAGAAGAUGGCGAGUGCUCAAUUAUUAUGAAGGACUACGGUAAAUUAUUAGUAUACUUUACAUAGGAAUACACCAUCAUCAUAUAAUCAUUUUAUAACAAUGGAGGGUUCUUAUCAGCAUUCAUUUAAUUACCAGCCAAAUCAAUCAAUGACUUAUACUCAAAGUCUCUAUAAUAAUAAUGGAUAUGAUAUGCAACAAGUAAAGAACAUUAAUACAACCAAUUACUAUAAUACCUCACAUGUAACUACUUCAUUUGCUUAUAACAAUAUUAAUGAACAUUAUAAUAUGGGAUACAAUGUGAUGCCUACAAAUUUGCCGAUGCCUACAAAUGUCCCAAUGCCUACAAUUGUGCCAAUGCCUACAAUUGUACAGAUGCCUACAAAUGUUCCGAUGUCCACAAAUGUGUCGUAUAUCAAUGAAUCUUUGGUUCCAUCAACAAGCUCCUUAACUACAAGUUAUAGCAAUGUUAAUUAUGUCCCUGCAACAUUGUAUUCAUAUAAUAAUAUGCCUCAACCUCAACAACCACAGAUAUCUGGAUAUUUUGUUAAUGAAUCAUUACCUGGCGUGACAAAAAAAACAUUUACUAAUGAAUAUAUACAAUCUUCAUCAAAUAGUUUACCAUAUACACCUAAUAUGCCUUUACAUGUCAACCAAUCAGAUUCCUAUAAACCACCAGUAAAUAAUGAACAAUAUCCAUCUAAUCAAACAUGUAAUGAUGAAAAAGAAUCAAAAAAAAAGGAUGAAUGGUUUGAUUUAACAUCUAAAUUUUUGAAUAAUGGUGCAAAAAGUACUAGUAGAAAACAUUCAUCAACAUCAAGCCAUACCCAAAGUGUAUCAAAACAUUCUCACCGUUCUUCAUCUCCGAAAUCUCGUAAUAUUUGUAAGGAUAGACAUUUUAAAAAUAUGAAAACAAAUGAAGAAAUGUCUAGUGAAAUGUCUGAAAUAAAAAAAUUAUCAAAUAUGUCUAUUCAACAAAUAAUUGACUAUGAAAAAAAAAAGUGGAGCAGAUCAGCACCAACAGAUGUGUAUUAUAAGAAACCUGAUGGCGAUUCAGAAGUUACAUUUGGAAAUAAGAUUGCACUAGAUAUAUGUGAUGAAUUUGAAAACACUUUAGGAAAACGUGUUAUUAAUAUGAAUGAAAAGAAACCAGUAGUUUGUAAACCUCGUAAAGUUAAUGUUAAUGUUCGUAAACAUGUAUGUUCAGGUAAUUGUUCUAGCUCAUCUGAUGAGGAUGAAGAUAACGAAAAAGAAAAUUCUACGCUUAUUGAGCUGAAUAGAAAAUGUUCUCAUCCAGAUAGACUGCACUCGGAAUUAUGGUAUAAUGAGGUUGGAGAAAUGAAUGAUGGUCCUAUGUGUAAAUGUAGUGUUAAAUCGCAGAGAUCUGGUAUACGACAUAAUAUUUAUGUUGGAGAAGGUCCCUUUGAACCUUGUUUACCAAAUUCAAAUAAUAGCGACAAAUUAUUUCAUUAUCGAAUUACUAUUACUCCUCCAACAAAUUUUUUACUUAAGUGUCCUACAAUUAUUGAACAUAACGAAAGUAAAUAUAUUUUUGAAGGAUUCUCAUUACUAUCACACUAUCCAAUUCCAAUUUUACCUACUUGUAAAGUUAUUCGUUUCAACACUAAUUAUGCAAUAUUAUACGUUGAAGAAAAGGUUCCAGAUAACUUUAUAGUGAAGGAGUUGCAAUUAUUUUAUGAUUAUUUGUUUAAAGACAUUUUGGAAUUGGUUGAUUUAGACUUGCACGGUGUAGGCAAUAAAAAUGGAUGUCCUCAAUUUCAUUUCAUGCCUCGAUUUGUAAAAGAUUUGUCUGGUAAUGGCAAAGAAGUGCUUGCUAUGAAUGAAGUUCUUAAGUAUCUUUUAAAGAGCAACAAAUUACUUUUUGAACCAAGCUCUUUGCCUGCUUUAAAAAAUAUGCCUAUGAAUGAAUGGCAAAAUAUAGUAGAUGAAUAUAAAGGUAUGAUAGUUACAAACCCUGGAACUAAACCAUAUUCAAUACGUGUUGAUCAGCUAGAUAGAGAUACUGUAAAUGAAACUUCUGAUAAAAAUGUAAACAAUGGCUAUCCAGUUUUAGUACAUUUCGGUAUUAGACCACCUCAACUUAGUUAUGCUGGUAAUCCAGAAUAUCAAAAGGGCUGGCGUGAUUAUGUGAAAUUCAGACAUCUUCUAGCAAAUAUGCCUAAACCAUCAUUUGAAGAUAAAAGAAAACUGGAAAUCAAAGAAAGAGCUUUACAAGAAAUGAGAUCCCAUAAUAAAAUGAAACGUGGAGUGACUGCAGCAGUUUCUAGUAAAGGAUUUUAUAAAACUGGACUCAUGUGUGAUAUUGUUCAGCACGCCAUGCUUUUACCUGUACUUGUGUGCCAUUUUAGAUUCCAUAAAUCUUUAGAAUACCUAGAAGAUACUAUAGAAUAUAAAUUUAAGAACAAAUAUUUACUUCAGCUUGCAUUAACUCAUCCUUCCUAUAGAGAAAAUUUCGGUACUAAUCCUGAUCAUGCAAGAAAUACUCUCACCAACUGUGGUAUAAGACAACCUGAGUAUGGUGAUAGGCGUAUUCAUUACAUGAACACAAGAAAAAGAGGUAUAAAUACAUUAAUUAAUAUAAUGUCACGUUUUGGUAAGAAAUCAGAAAUGGAAUCAAAUAUUAUGCAUAAUGAGCGUCUAGAAUUUUUGGGGGAUGCUGUCGUUGAAUUUGUGUCUUCUAUUCAUUUGUUUAAUAUGUUUCCAGACAUUGAAGAAGGAGGAUUAGCCACAUUUCGAGCAGCUAUUGUUCAAAAUCAACAUCUUGCUGUUUUAGCAAAGACUUUAAAGCUAGAUGAUUAUAUGCUAUAUGCUCAUGGUUCAGACUUGUGUCAUGAUUCUGAGCUGAAACAUGCAAUGGCUAAUUGUUUUGAAGCUUUGAUGGGUGCACUAUUUUUAGAUGGAGGUAUUGAUGUAGCUGACCGUGUGUUUGGUAAAACAUUUUAUAGGAAUUCACCAGAAUAUCUCGAUAUUUGGGUAAACUACCCCAGACAUCCUUUGCAGCAACAAGAACCUGAAGGUGAUCGUAAAUGGAUUAAAAAAUUACCAUUACUUCAAAAACUAACAAGCUUUGAAGACUCUAUAGGUAUAAAAUUUACCCAUAUAAGAUUAUUAGCCAGAGCGUUCACUGACAGAAGUGUUGGUUUCACAAAUUUAACACUUGGUUCAAAUCAACGACUUGAGUUUUUGGGGGAUACUGUUCUACAAUUAAUAGCUUCAGACUAUUUGUACAAAUAUUUUCCAGAACAUCACGAAGGUCACCUAUCACUCCUUCGUAGUUCUUUGGUAAACAAUCGCACUCAAUCUGUAGUAUGUGAUGAUUUAGGUAUGGUCAGUUAUGCACUUUAUGCAAAUCCAAAAGCCGAAUUAAAAACAAAAGAUAGAGCUGAUUUGUUAGAAGCAUUUCUAGGAGCUUUAUAUAUUGACAAAGGACUUACAUUCUGUCAAGCAUUUUGUAAUGUAUGUUUCUUCCCUCGUCUACAUGAUUUCAUUCUGAAACAAGACUGGAAUGACCCAAAGUCUAAACUACAGCAAUGUUGUUUAACAUUACGAUCAGUUGACGGUGGUGAACCAGAUAUACCAGUAUAUAAAGUUAUAGAAUGUAUGGGACCAACUAAUGGUCGAAAAUAUACAGUAGCUGUCUACUUUAAAAGUGUGAGGUUGUCACAGGCGACUGGUCAUAGUAUACAACGAGCUGAAAUGAAUGCUGCUAAUAGUGCGUUAGAAGUAUCUAAAGAUCUUUUUCCACAAUUGGAUCAUCAAAGACGUGCUAUAUCAAGAAGUUUGCGUCAUCAGUGUUCCGAUGGUCAAGCCAACAUUGAUGACAUAAUUAAAUUAUUAGAAUCCAAUUCAACUAAAAAUGAAUCAAACCUGAGUGAUUUAGAUUUAGCAAAAAGAAAACUCCAUAGAAAACUAUUAGCUGUAUUGUGUGCUAAUAAAAAUUCUAUAGAAAAUUAUUCAGAACCAGACAAAAAAAGGAGAAAGAAAUAAAGACAAUUAGAUGUUAUUUUUAUCAAAUAUUCUG